Molecule: messenger RNA, 1243 nt
Organism: Dermacentor albipictus
Lineage: Eukaryota; Metazoa; Arthropoda; Arachnida; Ixodida; Ixodidae
Product: alpha-tocopherol transfer protein-like
Cellular component (GO): membrane
Molecular function (GO): phosphatidylinositol bisphosphate binding
Source: RefSeq, a predicted model, not a curated record
GGCGAACUGCUCUUCAAAGUGGCGACUGCCUGCGGCGGGCGUUGGAGCACGUGUAGUACACCGCAGGAUGUGCUCCCGGAAGACUGGUUUGCAGACGGCGGCUGCGCGCUACGGGUUUAUGUGAGCGGCAGGACAUUGCCGAUUCUGCGCAGAACGGCAAGCAAGACCCGACGCCAGACAUUGAAGCUGCUCUUGGGCAGAGGCGGUGGUAUAGAGCCUGAUUUCAAGGCUGCUGCGAGAGAUGGCCAGUGACAUGAGUGCGAGGACAUCAGAAAGUAUUGCCUCGCUAGAGCCCCUGGAUGAUGUUGCACGCAGAGAAUUGGGAGAAACGCCUGCGGUGAAACAGAUGGCUCUGAAAGAGUUGCGUGAGCUUAUUUCAGGUGAACCGUCGCUGAACUGUCCCAUGGAUGACGACUUUCUGGUCAAGUUUCUGAGAGCGCGCAAGUACGACAAGCAGUCCGCUUUUGAGAACAUCAAGAAAUACUUCAAGGUUCGAAGGGACAGACCGGAACUGUUUGAAGAGCUAACUCCGAGCAACAUCCCUUUCGACGUCGUUUGCCGCAGGCAUCAGCUGCUGACGGUGUCGCACCACACGGAUCCACUGGGAAGAAUGGUUUUGCUGAUGAAGAUCGGUUCCUGGAAUACCGAGAUAUGCACCCUGAAUGACUUCUUCAGGGUGGGCAUAGCACUCGGCGAGUGCUUCCUCCUUCGGCAAGAUUUUCAAGUUAGAGGCAUUGUGGUCAUUGUAGAUUUAAAGGGCCUCAACGUCUACCACCUGUCUUACUACACGCCUUCUGUUAUAAGAACGCUCGUCAGUCUUGUACAGAACUGUUUGCCCUUGCGCCUGCAAAAAGUCUACAUUAUCAACAAUCCUCCAAUAUCUGACUAUUUAUUUGCAAUUGCCAAGACCUUCCUAAAAGCAAAACUAGUGAAACGGAUUCGCCUUCUUGGCUACAAUUUGACAGAAUUGCACCAACUUGUGCCGGAUGACGUCAUUUCGAAAGAACAUGAAGGGACGAACGAAAGCUUCGAUUACGACCGAUUGGAGAGGGAGUUGACGACUGCUGAGAAUUUCUUCCAAGCGAUGAGUUCUUACGGAUACCGCGAUACAUUGUCGACAAAAACGGUGCCCAAGCCAAACGGCGUCCUCACUGAAGAGGAACUAAGUGAAGAUUACGUGCAUAUUUAAUCACUCUGUGAUCUAAUAAAGCUUCUUGUGGCCUUUGGGUUGCGAAAAUUGAAA